AUGGUGCGGCUGCGGACCCCACAGGGCCACGCAGCGCUGGGGCUGCUGGCGCUGUCCGUGCUGAGCCUGUGCCUAAUGAUCCAAGUCAGUGCCAAGAGACCCCCCAAGACACCCCCCUGCCCGCCCAGCUGCUCCUGCACCAGGGACACAGCCUUCUGCGUGGACUCCAAGGCCGUGCCCAGGAGCCUGCCCUCCGAGGUCAUCUCCCUGACCCUGGUGAACGCAGCCUUCUCCGAGAUCCAGGAGGGAGCUUUCUCCCAUCUACCGCUGCUGCAAUUCCUGUUACUCAACUCCAACAAGUUCACGCUGAUUGGAGACAACGCCUUCUCGGGACUGUCGCACCUGCAGUACCUCUUCAUUGAAAACAAUGACAUCUGGGCCCUGUCCAAGUUCACCUUCAGAGGACUGAAAUCUCUGACACACCUUUCGCUGGCCAACAACAACCUGCAAACACUCCCAAGAGACAUCUUUCGGCCCCUGGACAUCCUGAGCGACCUGGACCUGAGGGGUAACACCCUGAACUGCGACUGCAAGGUGAAGUGGCUGGUGGAGUGGCUGGCACACACCAAUACCACCGUGGCCCCCAUUUACUGCGCCAGCCCACCCCGCUUCCAGGAGCAGAAGGUGCAGGACCUGCCGUUGCGCGAGUUUGACUGUAUCACCACCGAUUUCGUGUUGUAUCAGACCCUGUCCUUCCCCGCCGUCUCGGCCGAGCCCUUCCUUUACUCCAGCGACCUCUAUGUGGCCCUGGCCCAGCCAGGUGCCAGCGCUUGCACUGUCCUCAAGUGGGACUAUGUUGAAAGGCAGCUUCGAGACUACGACAGGAUCCCAGCCCCAUCGGCUGUGCACUGCAAACCGAUGGUGGUGGACGGCCAGCUGUACAUGGUGGUGGCCCAGCUGUUUGGCGGCUCCUACAUCUACCACUGGGACCCCAACACUACGCGCUUCACGAAGCUGCAGGACAUCGACCCCCAGCGCGUGCGCAAGCCCAACGACCUAGAGGCCUUCCGCAUCGACGGCGACUGGUACUUCGCCGUGGCCGACAGCUCCAAGGCGGGCGCCACCAGCCUCUACCGCUGGCACCAGAAUGGCUUCUACUCCCACCAGGCCCUGCACCCCUGGCACCGGGACACGGACUUGGAGUUUGUGGAUGGUGAGGGCAAGCCGCGGCUCAUCGUGUCCAGCAGCUCCCAGGCGCCUGUCAUCUACCAGUGGAGCCGCAACCAGAAACAGUUUGUGGUCCAGGGGGAGGUGAGCCAGGUGCCCGACGCCCAGGCCGUGAAGCACUUCCGUGCGGGCCGCGACAGCUACCUGUGUCUCAGCCGCUACAUCGGAGACUCCAAGAUCCUGCGCUGGGAAGGCCCUCGCUUCUCUGAAGUUCAGGCCCUGCCCUCCCGGGGCUCGCUGGCUUUGCAGCCCUUCCUGGUGGGCGGCCGCCGCUACCUGGCGCUGGGCAGUGACUUCUCCUUCACCCAGGUCUACCAGUGGGAUGAGGGGCGGCAGAAAUUUGUACGUUUCCAGGAGCUUGCUGUGCAGGCCCCCAGGGCCUUCUGUUAUAUGCCCGCUGGAGAUGCCCAGUUGCUCCUGGCCCCCAGCUUCAAGGGGCAGACGCUGGUGUACCGACACGUGGUGGUGGAUCUCAGUGCCUAAUGGG
Molecule: messenger RNA, 1654 nt
Organism: Ochotona curzoniae (black-lipped pika)
Lineage: Eukaryota; Metazoa; Chordata; Mammalia; Lagomorpha; Ochotonidae
Gene: LGI3
Product: leucine rich repeat LGI family member 3
Exons: 8
Coding region: 1-1650 (549 amino acids)
Biological process (GO): regulation of exocytosis
Cellular component (GO): synaptic vesicle
Molecular function (GO): protein binding
Source: RefSeq, a predicted model, not a curated record